AUGAAAAAAAAAAUUUCGUGUUUCCUGUUGGCUGAGUUAUCUGCUGCCCUCCUCCUGAACCUGCCAGCAGAAAGUUUCCAGACUUUCUUUUGGACCGACUCAACAAUUGUUCUCGCCUGGUUGAACAAGCCACCCUGCCGAUGGACAACCUUUGUGGCCAAUCGAGUGGCCAAGAUUGUCCAAGCCAGCGACGCCAAGAACUGGUCGCAUGUGCGAUCCGAGCACAAUCCGGCAGAUCUGGCAAGCCGUGGUGUCCUGCCACAAGAAUUGGUUCGUAAUCCGUUGUGGUGGCAUGGACCAGAGUGGCUUCAUCUCCCGUCGGAUCAAUGGCCAUCUUCUCCAAGUCCCAUUCCGGAGACUCUGCUGGAGCAGCGGAUUAAAUGCAACGUCGCUAAGUCGCCUCCGACUCCCGACUUCCUGAGCAGGUUCUCUGAGUUUGGCAGGGCACUGCGCACGUCUGCCUAUGUUCUCCGAUUCAUCGAUAGGAGUCGGAAGUUGGCAGUUCCAAGCUCUACCGUGGUCCAGGCGGAUGAGCUGUCACGGAUCCAAGAGCGGCUAAUCGUCAUGGCUCAACGUCACACUUUUCCACAAGAAUACCAAUGUCUGCAGUCCAAGCAGCAGGUUCCUUCCUCAAGUUCAAUCCGAAACUUGAACCCUUUCCUCGAUGGCAAGGGGAUUCUACGGGCCUGUGGGCGUCUGAGGGCGUCCCACUCGCUGCGUUACGAUGAGAGUCAUCCAAUCAUCCUAUCGUAUUCCUCGUCCUUUGCACGACUACUGGUUCGUUUCACCCAUCGUAUAUCCUUACAUGGGGGUAACCAAGUCGUUAUGCGGCUGAUCCGUUCCAGGUUCUGGAUUCCCAAAUUGAAGGUCCUCGUUAAAUCCACCAUCAACUCCUGCAAGGUCUGCGUCAUCUACAAGAAGAGAUUGCAGACCCAAAUGAUGGGGGACUUGCCCAAGGAAAGGGCGUCCUACUCGAGACCUUUCACGCACACUGGAGUCGACUUCGUCGGCCCAUUCGAAAUAAAGAAUUACACUGGCCGAGCCUGCCUCAUCACCAAAGGGUACGUCUGCGUCUUCGUGUGCUUCAGCACGAAGGCGAUCCACUUGGAGGCAACAUCGGAUCUCACGACGGAGAAAUUCCUGGCCGCAUUCUCCCGUUUCAUCGCACGGCGCGGGUGUCCACACCAAAUGUAUUCGGACAACGGGAAAACCUUCGUUGGAGCUGACAAGGUGAUCUCCAACGACUUCUUGGAAGCGACGAGGGAGUGCAUCAUCGCACAACAUGCCCACAAGAGCCUAUCCUGGCACUUCAACCCGCCGGGCGCCCCGCAUAUGGGUGGUUUAUGGGAAGCCGGCGUAAAGAGUUUUAAGGCACUCUUUUACAAGGCGACCUCCACCUCGAAAUAUACGUUCGAAGAGUUGUCCACUCUUCUCGCUAAGAUCGAAGCCUGCCUGAACUCGAGGCCGAUUUCCCCUAUGUCCGAGGAUCCUGCGGACUUACUAGCGCUCACUCCUGGCCAUUUCCUCAUAGGUGGCCCUCUUCUUUCGGUGUUGGAACCACCAAUUAACCAACCGGCCACCUCCAUCCUCAAUCGAUGGCAGCGACUGAAGGCUCUUCACCAACAAUUUUGUUUCCGUUGGAAAGAUGAGUACCUGAAGGAGCUGCACAAACGGACGAAAUGGCAAUCCCCUACCCGGAACCUUCGGAUCGGUGACAUGGUCGUCAUAAAGGAAGACAACCUCCCCUCUAACGAAUGGCGCCUAGGACGGGUGCUGACGACGUGUCCAGGCACCGACGCCAAGGUUCGAGUGGUAGAUGUGCUCACGGCGCGGGGUACCAUCCGAAGACCCGUUGCCAAACUUAUUCUACUCCCGAUGGACAGCAAGACUGACCCUCCACGUCAGAAGGACUGA
Drosophila sulfurigaster albostrigata is the source of this 1914-nucleotide messenger RNA. RefSeq lists its product as uncharacterized. NCBI's taxonomy places the organism in Eukaryota, Metazoa, Arthropoda, Insecta, Diptera, Drosophilidae. Gene Ontology annotation, molecular function: nucleic acid binding. The transcript is spliced from 2 exons. The record is from RefSeq and is a predicted model, not a curated record. Gene Ontology annotation, biological process: DNA integration. Bases 1 to 1914 code for a protein of 637 amino acids.